Messenger RNA from Chelonia mydas (Green sea turtle), 5977 nucleotides. RefSeq names its product protein mono-ADP-ribosyltransferase PARP12. The record is from RefSeq and is a predicted model, not a curated record. Lineage: Eukaryota; Metazoa; Chordata; Testudines; Cheloniidae. Gene Ontology annotation, molecular function: metal ion binding; NAD+ poly-ADP-ribosyltransferase activity. The transcript is spliced from 12 exons. The coding region runs from base 116 to 1672 and encodes 518 amino acids.
AGCCUGAUCCGCCCACGAAACGGAGCGAGCGGACGGAGAGGCUGCCUAGUCCGGUUUUAGAGUAGCAGCCGUGUUAGGCUGCCUAGUCAGUAACCCCCUGGGCUCGAGAGCAAGCAUGUCUGACCCCGCGGUCUGCAGCUUCAUUACCAAGGUCCUGUGUUCUAACGGGGGGCUGCUGGAGUACAGCAAGAUCUCCCAGCACGUGGAGCUCUCCGAGCAGCAGCUGGAGCAGAUCCUGCAGGAUGUGGGGCAGGAGAGGUUUCUGGUGCACAAGGAGGGGGGCUCUCGCUGGGUGCUGGCUGUGUCCCCGCUGCGGCUCUGCGUCCGCAAGGAGUGUGAGGGCUGCGAGCGCCUCCACUUCUGCAAGCUCAACCUCAUGGGCAAGUGCAACUUUGGAGUCCGGGCAUGUAAAUACUCCCAUGAUAUCUUCACGGAUGAAAACCGAAAAGUGCUGAAGACCCAUGAAGUCAGUGGCCUCAACGAGAAUGAGCUGCGGGUCCUGCUCCUCCAGAAUGACCCUUUCCUCCUGCCUGAUGUCUGCCAAUUCUAUAACAAAGGUAGAGGACCACAUGGGACUUGCAGCCAGCAAGACAAUUGCAACAAACUUCAUGUUUGCCGACAUUUCCUCCGAGGGGAGUGUAGGUUUUCUAAGUGCAACAGAUCCCACAGGAUUCUGGACGGCAAUGUGCUGAGGUUGCUGAUAGCAGAAGGAUUAAAUAUUAUCACAGCGAAGAACAUCCAGGUCAUCUGUGAUCACAAGCAUACUGAGUUCAGCAAGGAGGUGUGCCAGUGGAAAAUGCCUCCCCCACACAACAGAGCUACACCAGUUGGAGAUAAAAAGAAAGCAAGUGCUGGGAAUCCAGAAGAAAUUGGACCUAGGCCCACUUCCACUACACCAGCCUCUACAUCACAUGAGCCUUCUUCACAAGGUGUCAAAGCUGUUCCUCCUUCUAACGCUUCUGGGAGCAGUGAAAUUAAAAAAUGUGAUGAGAUAUGCCUGUACUAUAUCUGGAGGUACUGCAAACAUAAAGAUGACUGCAGGAUGAUUCAUUAUCAUCUGCCUUAUCGAUGGCAGAGGUUUGAUGGAGUCAAUUGGCUUGAUGUUCCCAGAAUGGAGGUAGUCGAAAAAGCCUAUUGUGACCCCCAAAACGACAGCUUAGCAGAUCAAAACAUCAAUUUCAAGUCAAUUACCUCUUCUUCUGCUCUGCUUCGACGCCUCUCCACACCAUCAUCGGUUACAAAACCCCCCAAAUUCAUAAUGACGACAAAAUGGAUUUGGUAUUGGAAAAAUGAUCUCGGCCAGUGGAUUGAAUAUGGGAAACAGGACUUCAGCCUCAGAGAGCGCUCAGGAUGGAUGGUGAUCAAUGAAGGGGAUGGACUGCACGGAGCCUCUGCGCUAACUUCUGAUGAUUUGGAGAAUUUAUUUCUGGCGAAUCCAAAUGACACCCUACAAUUUCAGGCUGGUUCCCAACAAUAUGAGAUCAAUUUUAAAGAAAUGGUCCAGAAAAAUGUCCUCUAUCAAACUCAAAGAGAAGUCCGCAGGCGACCAAAGUUUGUGUCCUCAGAAGAUGUGAAAAAGAUGAAGAAAGGCCAAAGAGUGACUGAUACUCCAGAUCAAAACUAUCCUAGAAACUGGGACAAAUCAGCGCUGCCUGACGUGGGGUACAAGUAGUAAUCCUCCUCUUUCACUGUUUCAUGGCUGGCUGGGAUUCUACAUGCCUCUGUGGUGGCCUUCACAACAUCUGACACCUCAGCCUUGAUGAAUUUCCUACACUUCAGACAUUGGCCUUGCAAACUGUUCUGGAAAAUCUUGCUACACUGGAAAGGAUCACUUAUGAGAGACUCUUCUCUUCACCCCCCCCUACCCCCAGCCCCCCCCCCCCCCCCCCCCCAAAAAAGUCUUCCCUGUUUAGUGUAAAGUCUUCUAUUUUCUUCCUCCUUCCCUACACAUAAUAUUGGAGAUUGCAGUAUUUAUUCUGUAAAGCAUUUUGAGACAUGAAAGAUCCUAUGCAAAGUAGAAGUUUAUAUGUCUAUAAUCUAUAUCGUUAGAUAUUGAUAGCUUGUUAGGAUUAGUAAAUCAGGUGUUGUGAAUCCCCCUCCUUUUUUUUUCUAACUUUGUGUAAUGGUGACAAAAUGGAAUUGGUAGCUGAAGAGAGAAAUGGCAAAAAAUGAGUUGCGAUGUUGUCGUAAAAUGUAUGAAUAUAAUAUUUGUGUUAGAGAAUGAGCAGGCUGACCCAGAGGCGGAUUGAGUAGAGGGGCUUCUUUAUUGUGGUACUUGUUCCCCUCGACCCAAUUGUUGAGGAAGCCCUGAAUUCGUUACAGCACUUUUUUUUUUUUAUUUAAGUUAGUAUGUAAAUAUUUACAUUUACUACAAUACCCCCAAAACCCUUACUGAGUAAUAUUAAUGCCCAUACAAUGAAUAUUAAUAGCUAUAUACUGAAUAUAAUUAUCCCCACCCCUGUACUGUUUACAACAUUAGCAUAUUUUACAAAUAAUUUUACCUUGAAGAUACAUUUCUUUGCAGUAAUUGCAGCCAUAGAUUCCCUUGAUUAGCAGUUUGCAGGGAAGGGAGGAAGGGGCCAUGACCCUGAGCUCAUUUAUGUAGCUGGGAAAGGAAGGGAAGGGGAGAGAACACUGCUUUACACAGAGUAUCCUUUAGAUCCCCAUAUUCCUUAAGCAGCUGCAACGCCUAUUAAUCCUUAACCAGGAGACGGGAAGGGAGAGGGGUAGCACUCUAUAUAUAAAGCACAGAAGCGGUGCCGACCCGUGCUUCUACUCCCUAAUACCAUGUCUGCUCAUCAGCGGUUUCCCAGGUCUCUGUUUAACCCUUACAUAUCCCAACACUUUGUAGUCUAUAUUCUAGCAUGCUAUCCUUUUAACAUAUGGAAAUAUAUGUUAGGGUCAGAGUGUUUAGUGAUGCUUCCCAGGGUUGUGAGGCACCUUAAUACCACCUGCCCUUGGCAUAAGGCAGCCUUGUCCAUGCCUGCUGUGAAUCAGCUCCUUGAAUCCACCAGCUUCUGGCAACAUGAGGCCUUCCAAGUCUCCUCCCUUCCAACCCCCACUCCCCCCCCGCAGGUUAGCGAUAAGCCCACACCAACCUCUCGAGUCCUCCAAGCACCCCUCUCUUGAGUGCCCAGGCCCUGAUCCACUCAACACUCGCAGAACUAUCAGAUUCUAAAGGAACAAGACACACAUCUGACAAGCUUUAACUCAGGAUCAUCACUCUGCUUAUCACACAGCAGUCAGAUAUUUAAAGUGAAAACAAGAAUAAGUUUAUUAUUAAAUAACAGAUUCAAAUGAUAGUAAGAAAAAUAAUGGAAACAAAUGGUUACAUAUAAAACAAAAUAACAUGCUUGCUAAAGCCUAAACUUUUCCCCUGUUUCCUAUACCAUAGCUUACCCCAAAUCCUUUUUGUAGCAUUUUCAACCAGGACGGUUCAGAUCUUCCUUUCAUAAGAUCAAGCCCACUGGCAGCUUGUCUUUCCAGAUUGAAGGAUGCCAGGUAUACAUCCGUACCCGCAGUGAUAUUCCCAAAAGUUCACUCUUUUACUUUUAAACAGGAUAAUCCCUGCUGUCUUUGCUUUUUUUCCUGCAGCACUUGCAAUCUGUUUGUUAGCAUUUGGCUCCAUAUGCAAAUAGACUUCCAUUGUAAGAUACACAAUACACAGUGAUCAACCAGGGAGAUAAAUGUCUCCCACUUCCUGUCUGGAGAAACCUGUCUCCAUUGCACGCUACCUUGGCCUUUAACUGCAAAGCCUGAAGAAGAUAACAUGACACCUUUUGGUGAACCUAGGGGAUCCCUGUAACCUGAUGUACUGCUGUGACCUCUGCCAGUUGGCAUCAAGAGGUCUUUGGUCUCUCUCCUCUCCAUUCUGUGUCUCUGUUAGGUCUGUGGACUCUUCUCAUGCCAGAGAGAAGUCACUGAGCUGAGAUGAAAGCGUUUCUGGGAGUCAGAAGAUCUAGUUUUGCCACUGAUCUUGUGACUUUGGACAAGUCGCUUAACCUCUCUGCCUCAGUUACUCCCAUCUCUAAUAUGGGGAUAGUAAUGCCUACAAGUGCAAAGCUACUGUGAUACCAUAGAACAUAUCAGCCUAUAAUUUUAGAUGUGGUGGUAUUCUGCCAGCCUGAGAGAUGGUUUUAUUUUUGUUUGAACCACUCCAGUGAAAUGGGAAUGAUUCUAUAAAAUCCAGGAGAAAUGAGAGCCAGUGUGUCUGCUGCUUGGCAAUCAAUGUAUUUGUUUUUUCUGGAUAUGGGCGAGUUAGGAUUUGCCACUCAGAUAUUUUCUGUAAGAUCAUAACCCUUGCCAGAGAGCAGGGUGAGUGCUGUCAGGAAAGUGGUAUGUGUGUGGGUGAGAGAGGGAAGGAGGCAGGGGAAGCAGGUAUGCAGCUUGCAGGCAGUGCCAGGAGCUCCUCGACCAAGCUGUGCCAGUGUUGUUCAGGGCCAGUUGGGCUCAGACCACCCCUCCCCACCUCCAGCCACGUGUGCCCAGGAAGUGGGGAACUUGUAGCAGCUCCGUUGCUCAGGUCCAGGCUGUGCAGACCCCACUCCAUGUGCUUUAGCUGUUUCUCUCCCAGGUAUCCCUGGUCUCUGCUGUUACCCAGACCCAGCUGAGAGUUCCAUUCUCUUACUUCUAAGGCAGAGAGCACUGGGCAAGUGAACCACCCAAAGCAGCAAGUGGUGCAUGGAUUGGGGAGAUGCCAGGAAAGCCUGGGAUGGUAGCAUGAUGGCGGGGGAAAGAGGCUUUCUGGGUGAUAUUGAGGCUAAGGAAGGGGUGGGAAUUCCUUCAUGGAAUGAGCAGUAUGGAAGAUGCUGUUAGUCUGGAUGACCACAAAAAUGCUUUUAUUCUCCUACAUGAACAAAAUGAAUAAUUGCGGUUGCCUGGUGCCAGAAUACAGUGACACAAUUCACAUUGCUGCACAGUCCAGCAGUUCUCUUGUCACAAAAUAAGGAUCUACUGUGAUGUGAAAUACACUGGGCUCAGCCGAGGGGAAAUUCUAAUUCGUUAAGUGUGUUUUGCAUGCUCUUGAUUUUUAUUGUGAAGCGGCUUCGUAAAGUGUUUUUGGGUUUUUUUUUGCAUAAAAGAAAUGCGAGUUGCAAUUUUCACACUGGUAGGCUUUUUAAUAAAUCUAAAGAAAUAAUUCUUGCCACUGCAGCUUGGAUCAUUCUAAAAUCCCAUUAACCGAUUUAAAAGAUUUGUCCGUUCAGAGGUUGUCUAAUAUAUAAAUAUCUAGUAAACAAAAGUAAACUGGAUACAGGUCUGAUUGUGCCACAUCUAAAUCCUACUUAACUUACAAAAUCACUGAUGUGCUUGAAUUUUCAUUUCUGAUUAUGACCGAGCUGACAAAGCUGUUGCUUUCACCAUGCCUUCCAGAGCAGCCACUGCUCCCUGUUUUAAGAUGCACCGUUGAGACGUUGGAAUUGGGGCCUUUCACUUCAAGUUUUGAUUUCAUAUUUGCCCUAGGCAGCAGUGACUGAAAAAUUGUUACCAACUGAGGUCUGUCUGGUAGCCCUGUGUUACAGGAGUUGGUAGUCUCAGCCUAGUUUAUAGUUGACGGGUCACCAUCUCAACAGAUGAAGUAUGAAACCUAUACAAACACUUGAAUUCAUCUCUCCGCCUGAGAGGUCCUUCCCAAAGAGAGAGGUACACUGCACAGAACAGAAUGUGGGAGCUCACUUAGCAACUAUCUGGGCUGUUCCUGUUCUGUUUGUGAAUAGGAUUUCAAGCCCUACAUACACUCAAAAGACCCACCUUUGGUCUCACUGGCUCUGCCUAUGAAAGUGUGGUCACCCCUUACACCCAGUUGAAACUUUCUGUAAUCUUUGGCUGUGGUUUGGUAUUUUUAUAGGCAGUGGAGAUCACUAAUCCAUCCUCUGAAUUCACUGAAAUUGAGACCCUAUUUAAAAGGACAAUGAACAAUUAUGUUAUCCAGAGAAUAAGGAGGAUUCAGAACCCAUCCCUUUGGCAAGUCUUUCAGUGG